AGUUCUUCUCCACUCUGUUUUUUUCCCUUCUAUUCGUCGUUCACGUAGUAGGUUAUUGCUUAUCUUUCCUACAUAGAAUUUUUGAGGCACAAUAAGUUAAUUUACUGUUAAUAGGUACUUUGAGGGUCAGUUGACUCAAUUAUCUGAAGUAGAGACAGAAGAUGCUCUGGAGACUCCGCAAGUCAAUGUAACUGAAGCUGCAGAGAAGUUCUCUUUGCUCGAAGAAAAUAUAACAUCAAGAACAGAUCUUCCUCCUUUGCUUGUCCCAUUACGUGAAAGACGGCCUGAAAGGCUCCAUUACCUUGGGGUCUCAUUUGGACUUACAUUGGAUCUCUUCCGCUUUUGGAGAAAACAUAAGUUUGCUCCAUUUUUCAUAGGCAAUGCCCCGAACAGCGUAACUGGUGAAUACACAUGCAUGGUCUUGAAGGCAUUGAAAAAUGAUGAUGUUGAAGCUGCUGGGUCAGAUGCGUGUGGCUUUUAUGGUCCCUACUACCGAGAAUACAAGCGAAGGUUAGUCGAACUGUUGGGUUCUACCUACCGGAAGAUGAACUACAAGCUUGCUAUGAGUGUCUUUGAUCCGAAGAUCAAUUUUGUCGAGCAGGACCCUACUGCUUCUGCUUCAAGUGAAUUCUUAAACUUCAUGAAGUUUGUUUUGGAACCUCAUGAGAUGAAGAGGCUUGAAGCUUACUCAAAUAGCCUAAUUGACUAUCCCUUGAUUCGAGAUGUUGCUCAAAAACUUGCGCGCAUGUAUUUUUUGGAGCAUUUGCCAGUAUCACUUUCAUAUGCCCAGGCUUCGCUUUUGCUUUGCUAUGGCCUGCAGCACAAAGACAUCCCUGAAAUAGAGGGAGAAAUGAAUUUGGAAAGGCAGCAGAUAUUGUCCUUGUUCAUGAAAGUCAUGAAGAGGCUUUGCAAAUACCUAAAUAAUCUAACAUCAAAAGAAAUUGACUCAACUGUAUCUCAGCUUAAAGUGAUUAAGACGGAACCACAUUCUAUAUCUGUGGAUGAAGAUCUCCGCGAUGCUGCAAAGAAAGUCCAGGAUGAGAUGAAAGCCAAGUCGGACGGUUUGUUGAAUCCAGAACUAUUUCAGCAGUUCGCUAUAGUGGACAGAGAAGCUGAUUUUGAAAAUGCUCUCCAGAAUGGUGGUGGGAAGAUAGUUCCUGGUGGUGUAAUCAGUGUAAAAUCCAACAAAUUCAAGCUUGAGAAGCAUUCCGAGCCGGAGACUGAAAAGAGUGGCAAGAAAAGAAACAAAAACCAUUCUGGAUUAAAAUCAAGUAAGAAGAUGAGGAGUUGAUCUUGUUGGCACACUAAGUUCUUCCCUCUCGUUUUCAAUACUACUACUACAACAACAACAACAAACCCAGUGUAAUCCCACAAGUGGAGUCUGGGAAAGGUAGUGUGUACGCAAACCUACCUUAUGACGAUAGAGUUCCCUCUCGUUUUCAAUGCCAACUUCAUUUCCUCGGCAGUCUCUCUUAUUAAUUUAUGGCAAGGGUUGAGUAGAGCGCGAUUAUGCAUCUCACUGCAUAUUUCCAUAGUAAUUACAACCAUCACCACUAUUUAUGCAAUGAUUUAUAGGUUCAUCCCAAUUUUGUGAAUUUAUCUUGGCAAAUGUAAAAUAUUCUUGGAAUAUCUUUUGACUAUGUAAAUAUGAUAGGGAUACUAGUUGUCUUGUC
Messenger RNA from Nicotiana tabacum (common tobacco), 1673 nucleotides. Lineage: Eukaryota; Viridiplantae; Streptophyta; Magnoliopsida; Solanales; Solanaceae. The record is from RefSeq and is a predicted model, not a curated record.